UUAAUGACUAAUACGGAUCCCAGGGCUACUGGUUUCCAGAAUACAGAGAAGGUUACGGCUGCAUCUCAAGGGGUUCAGUCUGCAGUGACUCAGGAUCCGAGUACAGGUGUAAGGAUCGUAUGGGUGAUGGGGCAUUCGUUUAUAUACUGGGCCAAUGCUGAGGCCAGUAAGAAAAUGGGCGGCCUUCAGCUUGGGUGUCCUGUUGAUCAAUGGGAGGUCAAAUGGUUUGGGAUUAGGGGCAUGUGCUGGGAACUCUUGUUUCCGUUGUUUCUAGACUAUGGCAGAAUGUUUCCUCGUCCUCAUGUUUUGAUAGUGCAUUUGGGGGGAAAUGAUUUAGGUAUGAUUCCUCAAAAAGAAUUAGUGAGAAGAAUCAAAAGGGAUCUGGGCAAUAUAAAGGAACUUUAUCCCGGAAUUAAAAUAAUCUGUCCGUCUUCCAUCCGAGUAGGCUCCAAACAGUUUGGUGUCCGCUGUGCUUUGCAAAGGAUUUUUGCAAAAAGGAAUGAUGCUAUAGUGUGCAGGGAAGGAAAAUUGUUUAUUCAGUUGCAAGAGACAGACACAGAGGACUUUGUUUCCCAGCGCUACCUACACUAUACCAUCUGGUCCCUGCUCUUAUUGGCUGCAUCCCCUCACAUUACAAGCAAUUCAUCAUAUACUCUUAUAUCACAUAACACCCCAGUUAAAGCAUCCCUGCAGCUUUCAACAACAGAAAGGCCACGUAGCCAUAACUAA
Molecule: messenger RNA, 729 nt
Organism: Bombina bombina (fire-bellied toad)
Lineage: Eukaryota; Metazoa; Chordata; Amphibia; Anura; Bombinatoridae
Exons: 4
Coding region: 4-729 (241 amino acids)
Source: RefSeq, a predicted model, not a curated record